AUGAAUAUACAGUUCCUAGAGGCAGAGCUCGGAAUCAUCACCCCACUGGGAGGAGGUGGAGAGCGCACCCAGCUGGUAUCUGCAUCAGCACAGGCCAGGAAUAAAGAACAGCUGGAGACAGGAGACAAAAAGCAGGCCUUGUUGGAGGAGGGAGAGGCCGAUGGAAGACGAGGCAAGCCAACAGGCGGGAAGCUCCACGAGCCAAAAGGUUUGAUGGUGCGCGUUGAGGUGGAGCAGGAGAUCCCCAUGUCGGUGGCACUGCCCAUUGAGCUGCGGCCUGAUGCUGCUCACCAAGCCUUUCCUUUCCUGGAGACCACGCUGGCGGAUCUGGGCAUCCAAGAGUCAGACGUGAAGGAGAGGGUCGUGUGGGUCGAUACCAAGAAGACGCAGGUGAAAAACAAAACAGGGAAGCUGAAGGAGAAAGAAACUACCAUCUUGGAGGUGCGAGUGAAAGCCAAGAAGCCCGGAGACAAACAGCUCCAGGAAGUUCUGUACAGCACAGAGGCUCACACUGACCGCUCCUUCUGCCGGACUGGGAUGGACAUUCAGCCCUGGAAGCAGAGCUAUGCAGGGAAGAACCGACUGAACCCCGUGGAGAUGACUAUGGCGUUAGACCUGGAAAACCGGCAGCCUGGGAAUAACGAGGCUCAGGAUCAGCGAGACAUCUGAUGCUAGACUGGACAA
This is a messenger RNA of Girardinichthys multiradiatus, 684 nucleotides long. RefSeq lists its product as uncharacterized. Lineage: Eukaryota; Metazoa; Chordata; Actinopteri; Cyprinodontiformes; Goodeidae. The transcript has 5 exons. The record is from RefSeq and is a predicted model, not a curated record. Bases 1 to 669 code for a protein of 222 amino acids.